Molecule: messenger RNA, 1486 nt
Organism: Oldenlandia corymbosa var. corymbosa
Lineage: Eukaryota; Viridiplantae; Streptophyta; Magnoliopsida; Gentianales; Rubiaceae
Source: the annotation of a GenBank genome assembly
GUUUGUUACUAGUUAUUAUUAACUAAAUUUAACGUAGGUAUGUCAUUGUACAUAGGAUUACGAGAAAAAACUUUGGUUUUCAGCCUCAACUUUGAAACCUCAUAAGUCCUCAAAACAUGGAAUCUGUUUCGGGCGCUCAAAAGAACACGAAAAAAAACUAACAAAAAGAGGAAAAAGGAAAAAUCAAUGAACAGAAGCUCCCAUGGAUUUCAUCAUCUUUCACUUCCUAAGUUCACCUCCCGCAAUUUAUAAUCAACCAAUUAUACCAUCUUUAUUGAUUCUUCACCUCCACUUCAAUCCUUGUAUAAAGAAACAAUAGAUUCAAAGGUUUAAAAAAGCUAGGAAAAAAACAUUCCCAAAAAAACAGGGAAAAAGGGAAGAACAAAAAAAUAAAAAAUCCCCAUUUCUCCCAAGUUAUGGGAAGGGAAUUUCCUCAAGGCCAGGAUCAAAAUGCAGUAGAAAUCCAUCCAUUCUUAACAAUCUCAUUGUUUAUAGCAAGCGUCGCCGCCACGGUGGCCGUGGUUUCGUCUCUAUGCGGCGCAUUAUCCCGGAAAAAGACCCUGACUUCCCCUGUUCCUGUCCAGAAUCAGGGGAAGAUGGAAGAAAACAGAGAUAAUCAUAACAUUCACGUUUCCCCCGCCCGAACGGACGAUAACAUUUCUUCUAAUAACUAUGGAUCGCCGGCUAUGGACUAUUCUUCUGCUUCCCCUGAUGACCGGAACGAAGAAUUCUUGCAGCAACCAUUGCCGCCGCCGCCGGGGAAACAGAAUUUGAAAGGUCCGGGCGCGGCUUCUUACCAUGUCCGGUCGAAUUCGACGGCGUCAAACUCGUCGAAAUCAUCCCAGUUGAAGAAAUUGCCAACAAGCAUGAGUAUGAGGGCGUUGGGAAGUGGGAUUGGAUCGAAGCUGUUAUCCAGAAAGGAUCACGACAGUAAUAAUGGCGAUGAUAAUAACCAGAACAGGAAGAACAGAGACAAGAAAUUGAAACACGAGGAUUCCAUCUGGAAGAAAACGAUUAUAUUAGGGGAGAAAUGCAAAGUCCCUGAUGAAGAUGAUGAGGAUGCGAUUCUUUAUGACGAGAAAGGGAAUCGGAUCCCGGCGUAUCAUCGGAAGACGACGUCUGUGGCUUUGUCCAGACAGAAUUCCGGCAUUGAUCUGGAUGCAAUUCCGAGUAGUAGUACAGUUGAUCAGAUGGGACCGAGAGAUGAAGCCUUAAGAAAUGCAUUUGUAGGAAGUAACUAAAUUUAACACUACAUGUUGAUUUUUUUUUUCCUUCCUUGAUUUUGAAAGAAGAAAAGGUGGUUUCUUCAUUCCUUUCGUGCUGAUCUAAAGCUUGGGAUUAAUUGCUGGAAAAUGAAGUGAACUUCUUCUGGAACUCAUUUGUUCGAACUAAUUCCUUAAAAGUUUAAUAAGGAUAAUGCGAGAUAAACCAAAUACUGCAAUUGUGUUUUUCACACGGACUAUAGCAAGAACUCCUGUGUUGCGAC